UCGAAAGCUAAUAGGGAGAUAAAGUUCAAUCUGCCAUUCUCAGAUAGAACUUCUUUAGGAUAGGCUACAUUAUAGUGCGUACUUUGGUGUAUUACAAACUUCGAUUGUACAACGCAGAUGUAGUAUAAGGUGUCGUGAUAACAUAAUACCAAAUUUAGCUGAAAUAAUUUCAACCACUGAAAGAACACGGUUGUAUUUUGUUUUAUGAUAUGACCAACUUCACCUUCAGUCCAUUGUCGAUAAAGUCAGUGUUAGGAAUAAAUUUAGGAAUUAUUGAUGAAAUAGUUAGUGGUUGUGCGUACAGUGGCAUCGCGGUCGAUCAGGCAGAACAGUGGCAAAAUGCUUUAGUGAACGAGCUGUUGUCUGCGGUUCGCGGCUGUCAACAGCACUAUGGCAACAAAACCGAACUCGCCACAGAAGACGAUCCCCGUGUACUGUUGUUGUGUGAGGCGUGGGAGCGCGUUCUGUCCCACGGGCUUCGAACGAAUAGUACUAUGAUGCAGAAUGUGGUCGAGCUCGUCACAUAUAAUUCGGAUGGCGGUGGCGAGGGCGCACCACUCUUAUGGGAUUUUGCUAACCGACACUUAACGAACCACGAGAAGGAGCGUUUCAACAAACUGAGACACGUGUGGUCGCGGUGUGGUAAAGGGCGUGCUUUGUUGCGGACCAUUCUGAAUGAAAGGGCCCUCGAGCGGUAUGUGCUGAUGUGGUUGAGUGAUGAAAAACUGCUCGAACAAUGUUAUGAACCGUGGGCACUGAUGAGAGACGUUGAAGUGCAGAGCUUAUUGCCAAAUGUUGCCACAGGCCUUGACUCGAUCCUAUUUGCGAUUGCAAUUGACGUACCUGAGUUGAACACAAGAUCGUUGUAUGGUCAUAGAGUAGAGCUACGACGUGAACCAAUCAUUGUCACCCACCCCCCGGCCGGUCCAGUGCGUAAAAUUAACGCAGUCGAGAGAAAAAUCCUUGAGAAUGCUUCUCCGUCGCGAAUCGUAAAUAUCACGCUAACCGGAAAGACCACAAUCGCGGAAGAUGUUUCGACCGGAGAUUUUACUAAAAAUAGCGACACGGAAACGCCAAAUUUCGCCGAUUCGGACGAUUCACAUGAUGACUAUGCGGACGACGAAGCGUUGACACUGGUUAAACUAUUGCCUUCGGACGUAGAUAGAUUUUGUCUGCCCGAUGCAACUUCAAACACCCAUGUGCAGCUGUGCUGUCAUUCCUGUACCAGUAAGCACUUACUCUGCCAAACUAGAUCGUACGGUUGCCAACAAGUUAAUCCCGCAACCGAGAGUGGGAUUUCGACUUGUGCCGCCGAUCACCAGAUUACGGCCGCAACAUCGACGACUAUCUGCUCGACGUCUAGUACUGACAACAUUACGACAAGAAUGAUGUGCGAUCCGGACGACACAACUGAAGACGAAAUAACGGGAUCACUAACAUCACUCGCUGUCGCCCGACAACAUGAAUCAGAACGCAACGAAAAGCUGAAACGGAAGUUUUACGAGCUCGAAGAACGAUGCCAUCUACUGGAAUCCCGGGUGGCCGAGCUGAGUCUUGAAAAUCAACGUCUAAGAAUGUUAAUGCAGUCGAAUUGUCUCUCGGUGACUUUUUUUAACUUUGCCAUUCCGAAGGCCAUCCAGCAAGUAAGCGAAGGUCGUUCGCGCCGUCCCUAUCAUGUGUACGAAAUACGCAUAACACAAUCUCCACAUACACGUGGAACCACGGUAACAGUGGGCUACGAGAGCUGGAGCAUAUAUCGGCGUUACAAUGAGUUUUAUAGACUUCAUAAACGCCUCCUAAAAGAGUAUCCCACGGUAAAGAGUCUCGAUUUUCCUCCGAAAAAGAAAAUUGGUUACAUGAACGCCGAUUUUGUUGAACAACGCCGACAGCGAUUGCAAGUUUACCUGAAUAGUCUUUUUGUGUCCAUACUACCUGAAGUAGCAGCUUGUAACACGCGCACACAGCUUGAACAAACUUUCCCUUUUCUUUGCGACGCCUCUACUUAAGAACUACUAAAUACAGUAGAACUGCAACUGCUCUAUAGAAAUGCGAACGGAUAACCCUUUUAGAGAUAAAUACGGCCCGGACGGUCUUCUAAGAACAAAAAAAACCCGUUUUUGGAGAUUCCAGUCUUAAUAAAAAUCAA
Anopheles cruzii is the source of this 2146-nucleotide messenger RNA. RefSeq names its product sorting nexin-29-like. Lineage: Eukaryota; Metazoa; Arthropoda; Insecta; Diptera; Culicidae. The transcript has 3 exons. The record is from RefSeq and is a predicted model, not a curated record. Bases 210 to 2006 code for a protein of 598 amino acids. Gene Ontology annotation, molecular function: phosphatidylinositol binding.